AAAGUUAUUUUGUGUUCUUUUUGGAAGUUCGAAACGGUUUGCCAAAGCGAACUUUCAGGAAAAUUUCGUUUCAGCUGCAAAACACCUUCAUGCCACCAUUGGUCCGUGACAAUAACGUAACAGGAGAUGUGCACUGAGGCUCCGCCUUCAUUUUCACGGAAGUCUUCUCUGACUCAUUUGAUCUGUUGAGGUCAUUGAGGUCUCCUUGUUGACGAUAUCAUGAUGUCGGCACUUUUGAUGUACCUGAAGCAGCCGAGCUGCAUCUACUGUGCAUAUCUAUGGUUGGCAACCCUAGCUGUGGUGAAUGCACAGGAAGUGUUACAACCCAAACCUGAUGAGGUACAGAUUUUAAAUGAAGACACUGGAGGACUUCAUUUCUUAGCAGACCAAGGAAACACACAAUAUCCAGCCCUGGCAUCACAGCCCAUUGAAGUGGCAGCUCUAGGAAGACCUCUGUUUCCUGGUAUGCUGUAUGACUGCCGCAAAGAUAGCUUCAUUCCAGGUGUUACUCUGUGGAAUAAGAAGUCACUGAGUGAAGAUCUGGACAGUCGUUCACAGCUCAUGACAGAUUUGAAGUUCAGUAGCUCAGACUCUCUCUCUAGUAAGUCCAGUCUCCUGGAUGUAAGUGCUUCCCUGAAAGCCAGCUUCUUAGGAGGGCUGGUGGAGGUGGGAGGAUCUGCCAAGUUCCUGCGUGAUACCAAAUCCUCAAACCAACAGUCCAGAGUCACAAUGUAUUACAAAGAAACCACCAAAUUCGAACAGCUCACGAUGACUCAGCUGGGCCAGAUCACUUACCCUCAGGUGUUUGAGCAGAAAACUGCAACUCAUGUGGUCACAGGUGUACUAUACGGAGCUCAGGCCGUCAUGGUGUUUGAUCUGACAUUUUCAGAAGAGGAAAACAAGCAGGAAAUUGAGGGAGAACUGAAUAUCAUGGUCAAGAAGAUUCCUCAAUAUUCUAUUGAGGGAAAAGGAGCUAUAAAAAUGAAAGAUAGUGAUAAAAAAGUGAAUGGGAGCAUCACCUGCACAUUUCAUGGUGACUUCCGCCUUGAUCAGAACCCCACCACUUACAUGGAGGCCCUAGACGUGUACAAGAAGCUCCCCAAUAUACUGAAGGAGAAUCCAGAAAAUGCAGUUCCAAUAAACGUCUGGCUCUAUCCUCUUUCUCUACUGGAUACAAAAGCUGCUCAAAUGGAGAGAGAAAUUAGCGCACGUCUGGUUUCCAACACUGAAGAUAUAAUGGAGGGGCUGGGACAUGCGGAGAGGACAUGCAAUGACCUCUCCAGAAAAACACUGGUGAAUGUUUUCAGAGAUAUCAAAGAGAGGCUGCAAUCAUUUCAGAGAUCAUUCAGCAUUUACAAGACAAUGCUCCUGAAAGCUGUCAGCAGAGUCUUGCCUGCUAUACGAGGAGGAGGGAUGGAGGAGAAGUCACUGGAAGACAUCCUGAAGAUCCACUACAGNUUGGAAUCGGCAAAAAACUAA
Molecule: messenger RNA, 1479 nt
Organism: Megalobrama amblycephala (Wuchang bream)
Lineage: Eukaryota; Metazoa; Chordata; Actinopteri; Cypriniformes; Xenocyprididae
Product: neoverrucotoxin subunit beta-like
Exons: 6
Coding region: 220-1479 (419 amino acids)
Source: RefSeq, a predicted model, not a curated record